This is a messenger RNA of Ichthyophthirius multifiliis, 1698 nucleotides long. RefSeq lists its product as hypothetical. Gene Ontology annotation, biological process: double-strand break repair; telomere maintenance via recombination; chromosome organization involved in meiotic cell cycle. Gene Ontology annotation, cellular component: condensed nuclear chromosome; Mre11 complex. The transcript has 3 exons. The record is from RefSeq and is a predicted model, not a curated record. NCBI's taxonomy places the organism in Eukaryota, Ciliophora, Oligohymenophorea, Hymenostomatida. Gene Ontology annotation, molecular function: ATP hydrolysis activity; G-quadruplex DNA binding; double-stranded telomeric DNA binding.
AUGUCCUAUUUAAAAAAACUUGGAUUAUUUGGAAUUAGAAGUUAUGGCGAUUAAAAUGAUGAAAAAUAUGAAGAAAUUCAUUUUUUUAAGCCAUUAACAUUAAUAUUAGGAUGUAAUGGUACUGGAAAAUCAACAAUAAUUGAAGCUUUAAAAGUAAUUACAACAGGCUAAUUUCCUCCAAAUUCAGGAAAUGGAAAGAGCUUUAUAAAAGACCCAAAACUUUAUAAUUAAAAUGAGAGUCAAGGAUCAAUAUCUCUUAUAUUUAAAUCAAUUUAUAAGAAAUAAAUUUUAGUAAGAAGACUAUUUAAACUUAAAAGAGAUGCGAAUGAAAAAUUAACUUUUGAUUCUAAAGAUUAAACUAUAUAAGUAAGAGAUGAAAAUGGAAAAGAUAUAUAAAUUUCACACAAAGUAAUUUAUUUUUACUAUUAAAAAAAUAGAAAUAUAUAUGUAUUUUUUAGUGUGUAGAAAUAGAAAAAUAAGUGCCUUAAUUAUUAGGAGUUAGUAAAGCAGUAUUUGAAAAUGUAAUUUUUUGCCAUUAAGAUGAUUCUUUAUGGCCUUUUGGUGAUAAUUCUACAUUAAAGAAUAUUUUUGAUGAACUUUUUGAUACAAAAUAAUUUAUGAAGUUAUAAGAUUAAUUAAAAAAGAAACAACGAGAAUAUAAAAAAUAAAUAAAAGAAUUAAAAACAGAAAACACAUUUUUAAAAUAAAGAAGUGAAGAUGCAAUUACUAAAAAAUAAUAAUUAAUAGAAUAAACAGAAGAAUUAUAAAAAGAAAGUUUAGAAUUAAAGGAAAAAUAGAAAAACUAUAUUAAUUAAAUGAAGAUUUUGGAAAAAAAGGGGAUUAGUAGGAAAUAAUUGAAAAAAUAUAGAAUGAAAAUAGAAAUUAAAUUAAAAUAGAAAUGGAAAUUGAAGAAAGAGAAAAAAAGAAGAGAAAAAUAAUAAAUGAAAUAGGACAAGAAUAGGCUUAUUUUAAAGAAUUAAAAAAAGAGGAAAUUUAAAAUUUAUUAGAGGAAAUUUUGAAAUAAAAGUAGGAUUUUAUAUAAUAAAAAAGUCUUAUUUAAUAAUACAAUAAUGAUUUGGAAGAAGAAAUAAAAGAAAUAAAAGAAAUGAUGAAUAUUUUGAAGUAUUCGAAUGUAAAUUAGGAGAUUUUGAAAUAUAAGAAUGAAUUAAAUAAGAUUUUAAAGAAAAAUUUAGAUAAUGAAGAUUUGCUUUUGGAUUAGGUGAAAAAAUUCGAGGUUUAAAAUAGAAAUUUUUAUGAGGAAGAAUAGGGAGCUUUAAAAUUUUAAUUUGAAUAAAAUUAAUAGACUUAUUAAAAUUUUUAAAAUAAAAUUUAAACUAAUAUAUAAGUUUAAUGCGAAAAUCAAUAAAAAUAUUAACAAAAUGAAAAUAAUUUAAAGUCUUUUUAAGAAAAAAUGGAAAAUAGUUCCAAAAUAUUUGAAAAAGAAUAAAAUUUGGCUAAUUUAGUAUAAGAAAUGGAUAUUAAUAAAAAAAAUCUUGAAAAAAUAGAAAAUCAAAUUAAUUAAGAAAAUUCUGUUUUAGAAAAUAAAUAAAUUUAAUAUAAUUCUAUUAAUGAAAAAAUACAUCUUUUGAAUAGUUAGCCAGUAUUUUCGAUGUAUUAGUAAAUGUAAAAGGAUCUCUUGAGUUUAGUUUAGGAAAAAGAAGAUUUAGAGGAAUAAUUAGGGACGAAUAUAAUCAAUAU